This is a messenger RNA of Cervus elaphus (red deer), 6627 nucleotides long. RefSeq names its product leucine rich repeat containing G protein-coupled receptor 6 (gene LGR6). NCBI's taxonomy places the organism in Eukaryota, Metazoa, Chordata, Mammalia, Artiodactyla, Cervidae. The record is from RefSeq and is a predicted model, not a curated record. Gene Ontology annotation, cellular component: extracellular matrix; membrane. Gene Ontology annotation, biological process: G protein-coupled receptor signaling pathway. The transcript is spliced from 12 exons. Gene Ontology annotation, molecular function: protein binding; protein-hormone receptor activity. Bases 2320 to 4818 code for a protein of 832 amino acids.
UGACUCAGUGGAAAAGACCCUGAUGCUGGGGAAGAUUGAAGACGGGAGGAGAAGAGGGUGACAGAGGAGGAAAUGGUUGGAUGGCGUCACCGACUCAGUGGACAUGGGUUUGAACAAACCCCAGGGGACAGUGCAGGACAGGGGGGCCUGAUGUGCUGCAGUCCCUGGGGUUGCAGAGGGUUGGACGCGAUUUAGUGGCUGAAGAGCAGCAACAGCUCGGGCGGGUGGACCCCAGACUCCAAGCAAGCCCUGGUGUGAUGCCGGGUCAGCGCAGGGCCCCUGUGGUCACCAGGAGACCACGGCCCAGGGCGUGGCUCUACACGGGAGGAGUUUAUUCCUGGACUGUGUCCUCGCCAGGGCGGGGGCACGUCUCCUCGGCAGGCGGCCCUGCUCCACAUGGUGGCCUGGGGGCCUGGGCGCGCCCAGGGCUCUGGCACUUGGCCUCCAGCUGGCGGAAGGUGGGGAGGCCACAGCGGGCAGGCUGGGUGCUUUGUAAGCCCUGCUUGCCUGGUUCUGUGGGGAGGACCAGCCCUGUGGCCACGCCGUCCGCGGGGAGCCGGGAACCACGAGAUCCCAGCCGUGCCUCCCAUCACCGAGGAUGGCAACGCGGGACAGAACUUCCUGUGGCCGUGGGAAGGUUCCGUCUGGGCCGCUGAGAUGGCGGCCAGCAGCCGCACUCGUGACUGUGCGUUUGGAGUGUGGCCCGUGACGCUGAGAACUCAACCUUCAGCAUUUAUGAACAUGUUACACACGCACGUGGCUGACGGGGCUGGCGGCUGCAGCACCGGCAGUGUGGCUGCAGACAGGGGACGGGAUGGGGGGGGUGUUGGAGGGGGUGGAGCGGUCCCCGCCACGGCCAGGUCACGCUGGGUGUGGCCUGGAACCUUCUCCAACACCUGUGCUGCCUUCCCUCGGCCGUAAUGUGGGGUAACGGGAACAGUGCCCACAAGCCCUCGGGGGACGGCUCAGAGCUGGCAAGGGUGUCCGGGGACAUUGUUGAGCAGGGAGGAACUCCAGGCCUGAGAGCAAGCGUUCCCCGCCCUCCUCCCGCCUCCCCUGGAAACUGCCAUUUGCUCAGCCGCCCCCCGCCUCCUGCAGACUGCACUCGGCCUGAGGUCCAGCCUGCACCCUCACCUGGUCCAGGGCCGUGACCCGUGGAGCCUGCAGACCCAUCUGUCUGCCCCAAAGAUCCACCUGUGCCUGCAGCUGGUCAGGCGCCCGUCCCUGUGGGGCCCGCACCCCCACCACCUGCAGCUCCCUCUGUACAGGCUGGCACCUACGCUGGCGGGACCCACCGCAUCCGGCCGCAGCUGCUCGGCCCGCGGUCUAGACGCUUCCCACCCGCCUCGCUGCAGCCCACUCCCCCCGGGGGGGAGUCUGUGUGUCUGGGGCCAGCAGCAAACGCCCUCCGCCCCAAGCUGGUUCCUCGGGGGGCACAGGGCUGGUAGGGGUGUUCCUGGGCCGUUACACCAGAGGCAGCAUCCCCGCGCCCCAGAUGAAGCAGGGCUUGGCAGUUACCCAGCUUCUCAAAGCUGCGUAGAUGUCCAGAUGGGAAAGCUCAGGCCGCCUCUUUGGCAUGUGGUUUGCAGAAUUCUUUCAGACAUUUGCACCACUUUUAUUCUCCCACAUUUUUCUGUAAAAAUAGCCUCUUAGUUUACAUGCCUUUUACCACGUGUCUUUCCCACUGUCUGGUCAGGCCGUUCCUGGCAAAAUUCCUGACCAGAGGCUGGCGAGAGAGCUGGCACCGUGCAGUCUGGCUGCGGGAUGGGCAUCGGGUGAAGUGUGUAAGGCUCAGGCUUCAAGCCCCCAGGGACCCACCCCAGCCUUCUGCCCCAGCAGCCUGAGGCCACCGCUCAGGGCGGGCUGGUGCCUCUUGACCCCAGCGUGGCACCUCCGGGCGGUCCAUCCGUGUCUCCCAUCAGUCAUGUCGUCUUGACGUUUCCCUGACUCACUUGUGGAGGCGACAGGUCUGCUGGGCGCUGCUCUAUGCCAGGGCCCUUCUGGGGUUCCAAUUAGAAAAGAGCAAAGUGUGUGCUCUCAGGAACUUUCAUUCCAGUUGGGAGGGGAUGUUUCUGUCAGACGUUAGCAUGUCUCGGGAGGAAAGGCGCGCGGGGUUGUUACUGCCCCGUGGACAUCCCCAGAGCUCUGCUCCGUAGUGUGAACGAUGCUUGUGAUUUCUUGGGGACCCCUGUGCCCGUCGCCCCGCAGUGGGGUGUCCACUUGGGCUCCGGGGGCCGGGGGCCUGGGUGCUGGCCAUUGGCAGCCCCCUCCUUGAGGUCAUCGUCCGGUGGAGGGCAGCGGGCCGGCCGGGCUCCCCUCAUGGGUGAGCACCUUCCCGGGGAGGCCGCGGUAUGGGGCUGGGGUGGGCCCGGGGGCGUCCAGGGUUUCCCCCCGACCCCGGCGGCCACAGUGUUAACCUGCCCCUGUUCCCGGGCCCUCCUAGCCGCUGUCCCCGAGGUGCUCCUGCAGACGGACCUGCGGCCAGGCAGGCCCUCCCUUCAGCCAACCCAGAGCCCACCUUGUUCCUGGGUCCCGCCCCCUGGGAGCCGCCCCCCAGUGACCGCCCGCCUCCUUUCCAGAGACCUGAGCUACAACCAGCUGCAGGAGUUCCCCGCGGCCAUCCGGACGCUGGGCCGCCUGCAGGAACUGGGUUUCCAUAACAACAACAUCAAGGCCAUCCCUGAGAAGGCCUUCCUGGGGAACCCUCUGCUGCAGACCAUACACUUCUAUGACAACCCGAUCCAGUUCGUGGGGCGGUCGGCAUUCCGGCACCUGCCUAGGCUGCACACCCUUUCCCUGAACGGCGCCACGGACAUCCAGGAGUUCCCAGACCUCAGAGGUACCACCAGCUUGGAGAUCCUGACGCUGACCGGCGCGGGGCUCCAGCGGCUGCCCCCGGGGAUGUGCCAGCAGCUGCCCAGGCUCCGAGUCCUGGAGCUGUCUCACAACCGGAUUGAGGGGCUGCCCAGCCUGCACGGGUGUCAGAAGCUGGAGGAGAUGCCGCCGGAGCCCCUGCUCCUUAAUUCUGGUGACUUCUGCCAGCGGGGUCCUUCCGGCCUCCCAGUGCCCGCGGUGGGGGCAGGAAGCCCUCGGCCCCGGGCUCAGCAGGCUUCUUGCUGCCCUAGCGGCCUCCAGCACAACCACAUCUGGGAAGUCAGAGCCGACACCUUCCGCCAGCUCACCUCCCUGCGAUCCCUGGACCUGAGCUGGAACGCCAUCCGAUCCGUCCACCCUGCGGCCUUCGCGACCCUGCGCUCGCUGGUCAAGCUGGACCUGACGGACAACCAGCUGAGCGCGCUGCCCCUGGCCGGGUUGGGGGGCCUGGUGCACCUGAAGCUCAGGGGGAACCGCGCCCUGUCGCAGGCCUUCCCCAAGGACAGCUUCCCCAGACUGAGGACCCUGGAGGUGCCCUACGCCUACCAGUGCUGCGCCUACAGCGGCUGCCCCGGCUUCUUCCCAGCCUCGGGGCCGUGGGGGCCCCAGCAGUCUCCCCCUGACGCCCGGGACCCUCCCAGGCGGACACUAGCUGACCGCUAUGACCUGGACCCGGAAGAGCUCCAGCUGGAGAUGGGGGACCCCAGGCCGCCCCCAGCUGUGCAGUGCAGCCCCGCUCCAGGCCCCUUCCAGCCCUGCGAGAACCUCUUCGAGAGCUGGGGCGUCCGCCUGGCCGUGUGGGCCAUCGUGCUGCUGGCCCUGCUCUGCAACGGGCUGGUGCUGCUGGGCCUCUCCGCGGCCGGGCCCGGCCCGCUGCCCCCGGCCAAGUUCGUGGUGGGGGCCCUCGCAGGGGCCAACGCCCUGACCGGCCUGUCCUGCGGCCUCCUCGCCUCGGUUGACGCGCUGACCUUCGGCCGGUUCUCCGAGUACGGCGCGCACUGGGAGGCGGGCCUGGGCUGCCAGGCGGCGGGCUUCCUGGCCGUGCUGGGCUCCGAGGCGUCUGUGCUGCUGCUGAGCCUGGGUGCGGCGCACUGCAGCGUGGCCGCGGCCUGCGUGCGGGCCCGCGGGAAGGCGCUGGCUGCGGGCAGUGUGCGUGCGGGGGCCCUGGGCCGCCUGGCGCUGGCGGGGCUGCUGGCUGCCCUGCCGCUGGCCUCGGUGGGCGAGUACGGCGCCUCCCCGCUCUGCCUGCCGUACGCUCCGCCCGCCGGCCGGCCGGCCGCUCUGGGCUUUGCCGUGGCGCUGGUGCUCCUGCACGCCGCCUGCCUCCUGGCGGCGGUCCUGGCCUGCAUCGCGCUCUCCUGCGGCCUGCCCGCGGCCGGGCUGGAGGCCGCCUGGGACUGCGCGGCCGUGCGCCACGUGGCCUGGCUCACCUUCGCUGACGGGCUUCUCUACUGCCCCGUGGCCUUCCUCAGCCUGGCGUCUGUGCUGGGCCUGCUGCCGGUGACCCCCGAGGCCGUCAAGGCCAUCCUGCUCCUGGUGCUGCCCCUGCCCGCCUGCCUCAACCCCCUGCUCUACCUGCUCUUCAGCCCCCACUCCCGGGAGGACCUGCGGCGGCUCCGGCUCUGCCCGAGGGGCACCAGCGCGUGGGAGCCGAGCUCCUGCGACUCCACCCAGGCCCUGGUGGCCUUCCCCGACAUGGAGCUCACUGCGGGGGCCUCCGAGACCCACGGCCUCCCCUCGGGUGCUCUUGUCCCCUGCCAGCAGCCUGGGGCCCUCCAGCUGGAAGGCAGCCACGUUGCAGAACCGGAGGGAACCCAGUUUGGGAAGCAGCCGUCCUCCAGGGAUGGUGGACCACUUCAGGGGACCCUGGAGGCCUUGCCAGCAGGCCGGGGCUGGGCAGGCGGCGGAGGCUUCCAGUCAUCCAGCUUGGCCUCAAGCGUCUGAAUGUCCUCCCCACUCCCGCCUGCCCCCUCCAUGGAUGCUGCUGCCACCUAUGAAAUAAGUCAGGACGACUCAGUGUGAGCCACACAGACGACCCGCCCCAACCCUGCCCCCCUCCCAGGCUGCUGCCCGUGGGUUCUCGGCCGGUUCUCCCCUCAGUCCUGCUCUGGCCUCUUCCCUGUCGCACUUGAGGCAGAGGACCUGAGGUCUGGACGUUUGUCACUUAAGGGAAGUGAGGGGAGCAGAAGACAGUACUGGGGGUGGGGGCUGGUGGCCCACGUGGCCCAGAGGAAGGUCGGGGUGGGGAUGCCAGGGACCGCCCCAAGGUCUGCGCCGCGCGGGCCCUGAACGCACCCCUCAUAAGACUCCUGUCAGCACCAGUUUCGGAAAACAGGUCACGGCGCCCCUUUCUCAGAGACCCGGGGAGAAGGCCUGUGUGCUGACGGGGCAGGAGAACCUACUUUAUCCCGGUCCCCAGUUCUUGACCAGCAGGUUCGGGGUUGCUUGUUUGGUUUUCAUCAAGCAGCUACUAGCAUCUCACAGACGAGCCCCCACCUCUCCUGGGGGCCCCCUCCUGCACCCCUCUUGAUACCACAGGAGGCCACCCGUCCUGGGAGCUGGGGCUCAACCAUGUUACCUCCCCGCCUCUCUUGUCCUACCCCGAGAACACUGCAGAGUGGUUGCCCUGUGGUCCGUGGGGGGACGGUGAACGGCUCGCAGGCACCAGGGAAACCUCUCCCCUCGGAAGACACGGGGUUCCUGGCCCCUCUGCGGCUCCGAGCUCCUCCCCGUGUUCUCCGCCUGCUGCCUUCUGCCACGGGCCCGGCUGUCCCCCCUGAGACCCUGGCCCUGCCCUCCCAGGGGUGCCCGGAGCCGCCAGUCAGUCUCAGGGACACGUGUGACGUGUUGGGUUGCAGGAAGUGUCACACAGGCCCAGGCUCCUGGGUGCCCCAGAUGGGCCAGGACCUUGUGUCUGUCCCUGUGCGCCACCCGCACGCCCUCCCCCACCCCAAAUGCAGGAUGAGCAGUGGGAACUGGGGCUCGGGAGAUGGGCGGCUCGUCCCGGGCACCCCGCCAUCUGUCACGUCCGGACAGGACAGAGGGCCCCCGCCUGGUGCUGUCGGACGGGACGGCUCUGGCAAGGUCCUUUGAUUCUCGUGGCUGGGGGACUGCUGUCUCAUAGCCCUGACAACCCCCACCGGUCCCCUGGUGGAAAUCCUUGGAGGAGUCGCCAAGGCUGCUGGGCGGGCGAGCAGAGGAGCGAGGCUCCGCGGUGGAGCCGGCACAUUUGACAUCUUGUUCUGAGUCCAGCUGAGGAGCCUGGACUCUGCUGGCUCUGGAGCAGACCUGCUGUCCCGGUGCCAUAGGAGGGCCCGUCGGGCCCAGCACUGCCCGCAGGCACCGUCAGGGGUCAGCUGGGCAGGCGUGCACCCUGGUCUCCCCACCGCCUGGGCUGAGCCGGGGCUCUGCUUGGCGCAGAGACGGGGUGACGCCGGUGGGCCUCCCAGUUCUCCAAGACGCCCCAGGGAUGGAUGGCGAAGGGAGCAUGGCUUUGGGAGCCUUGAUUCCAGGCCCCUCCUGUGUGCCCACCAGUCCCCAAAGUUGGAGCUGCUGCGUGGGGCCGGUCCCUGCAGGGCCCUUCCUGGGGGAGAGGUAGGGCUCCCAGCUGCAGGCUCGGCCCCAGGGCGGCCCCACCUCCACCUGCACUCUGUUUCCGGCCAGCUGGCGUCGGCCAGGCCUCCACCUUGUGGUCAGAGGAAAGGUGUUUGCCACAAACUGUUUUUAUCGUUCAAAAGCUUUGCAGAUGUUGUG